Molecule: messenger RNA, 1695 nt
Organism: Neoarthrinium moseri
Lineage: Eukaryota; Fungi; Ascomycota; Sordariomycetes; Amphisphaeriales; Apiosporaceae
Exons: 2
Coding region: 1-1695 (564 amino acids)
Biological process (GO): amino acid transmembrane transport
Cellular component (GO): membrane
Molecular function (GO): amino acid transmembrane transporter activity
Source: RefSeq, a predicted model, not a curated record
AUGACCUCGAUAUCAGGAGGUCGAAAUGGAGAUAGCCCGAUGGGCGAAAAGGACGUUAAGACUGAGAAUCUUGGCGGGGAAACUCUGCAUGAGGGUCUGAUUGAAGUCGCUGGCAAUGCGGACCAACUUCAGCGCCAUCUUGGCAAUCGCCAAAUCCAACUGAUCGCCGUCGGCGGUACCAUUGGCACCGCUUUGUUCGUCAGUAUCGGAGGCGGUCUGAUGACAGGGGGCCCGGGCAGCCUGUUCAUCGCAUUUACUCUCUACUCCUGUCUGCUUGGGCUGGUCAAUAACUGUAUAGCGGAGAUGGUCGUCUACAUGCCUGUGUCCGGCUCAUUCAUACGAAUGGCUGGCAAGUGGGUGGAUGAGUCUUUUGGUUUCAUGGCAGGCUGGAACUUCUUUCUCUACGAAGCAUGCCUGAUCCCCUUUGAGAUAUCAGCGUUGAACCUGGUUCUCACGUUCUGGAGGGAUGACAUCCCAGCUGGUGCGGUGUGCGCUGCCUGCAUCGUUCUCUACGCGGUUUUCAACGUCAUCGCAGUCAAGUACUACGGCGAAGCUGAGUUCUGGCUGUCGACUGGAAAGCUUCUCCUCAUCGUUAUGCUCUUUCUAUUCACAUUCAUCACGAUGGUAGGGGGCAAUCCGCAGCAUGACGCGUACGGGUUUCGCUAUUGGUACAGUCCUGGAUCCUUUGCUGAAUACGUGACGACGGGGUCUUUGGGUCGAUUUCAAGGAUUCCUGGGGUCGCUCUUUUCAGCUGCAUUCACGAUCGUAGGUCCUGAAUACCUGGCCAUGGUGGCCGGUGAAGCCGAGAGACCGCGCACGUACCUCAAGCAGGGAUUCAAGACAAUGUACUGGCGAUUCGGCACAUUCUUCAUAGUCGGAGCUCUCUGCGUUGGGAUCGUGCUUCCCUACGAUGACCCGACCCUCCAGAAUGCCGGUACAGGCACUGCCAACGGCAGCCCAUAUGUUAUCGCUAUGCAGAACAUGGGGAUCAGCGUGUUCCCACACAUUGUGAAUGCUUUGAUGGUCACGAGCAUCUUCUCCGCCGGCAAUGCUUACACAUACUGUGCGAUGCGCUCGCUGUAUGGUUUGUCGCUCGAAGGGCAUGCUCCCAAGUUCCUGUCUCGCUGCUCCAAGCAAGGAAUCCCGAUCUGGGCAUUUCUUGUCACGAUGUGCUUCCCCUUCCUAUCCUUUCUGCAGGUCUCCAACAACACUGCCCAGGUGGUCACGUGGCUCGCCAAUUUGACGGAGGCCGCUCAGAUCAUCGACUUUAUCGUCAUGAGCGUCACAUACAUAUUCUUUUUCCGCGCUCUCAGGGCGCAGGGCAUCGAUCGCAAGACACUGCCGUACGUUGGCUGGUGGCAACCUUGGUGCGCCUAUAUCGGUGCAGCUGGUAUGACCGUCAUGGUGUGUAUCUAUGGAUAUACCACCUUCUUACCAGGCUGGUGGGACAUUGGGACAUUCUUUUCGUACUACACGAUGGUCUUUGUCGCCAUCAUCACCUAUACAGGCUGGAAGGUUAUUAAGAAGACCAAGUUUGUACCUGCGGCACAGGCAGACCUCGUUUGGGACAAACCUGUGAUUGAUGCUUACGAGAACUCAUUGAAAGACCCACCGACGAGGUUCAGGGAUGAGAUUAUGCAGAUGGCUGGCUUGAAGAAGCGGGAACGACACAUUGGGAUAGAUGUAUCAAGUUGA